UGCCUUUAGUUGGCGUCGGACAGCGUGUAAUCAGCUCGUGCGAUUCUUGUGGCGCGUGUCACACGUGAAAAAACGGAUUUGCGGUACUGAAAGUGAUUUCGUGGGAAAAAAGGUGCCAAACGAUUUGCUUGAAGUUGGGGGGUGAUUUUGAAAUUUCUCCCGGUGAAUCGAAGGUGGAUGGCGCGAGCCAAGUGAGGAUCGAUUCAAUCAAGCGAUAUCAAUUGAGUGAAGUGUAAUGAAAACCGCAAGAUUGCUCAGGUGAAAUGUAUAGUGUGGGUGUGAACAGUGGCGAACUGCAAUUGGAUUAAAGUCAUUUUCAGGAACACCGGAUCCCCGGAGGUGUUAAGAGCAAAUUAUGGCCGUUUAACUGCUGCCUUGGAAGGUGUCUUUGAUUGGACUAAAUAGUGCCUGCGAAACUGCCGAGUCACCAAUCCAUCAAAGCAAUUAUCUUUGAAUAUCAUCGAAAUUGUAAUUCCAGAGUGGAGAAUUGAUUGAAAUCGUACGCGUGGAACGUGCAUUGAAAACAGUACCAAUCGUUCCUAGUGACGCACCCCCUAAAAAUUUAAUUGUACUUGAACCCAGUGAAAAGUAAGAACGAAUCGGAAAAAAGUGCCAAUAAUAGGUCUGAAGUGCUUUCGAGUAAUAUUUUUAAGUGAAUAUCUAUUAUGAGUGACUUUGCCAGUCAUUGCUUGCCCCAAGAAACCCGUUCUUGAGACAAAUUCCCGCCGCGAAUGGGUUAAUCCAUUAAUAAUUAAUUAUAUUGUGAGUGAACAAGAUGUGAGGAGGCAAGUGAUGGACGACAUCGGCGACAUCAAUCAUCUGCUUAGCAUUCAAAUGAGCACACGACACGCCACUAAUCACGAGGCCCAACAUAAUGGAUGCAUAUGCAGAACCUCACGAAAAAGAUUGAGUAUCUGAUUGCGGACGUGGUGCUGGGCUCACCUGAGCGGAUCUAGUGCGACGGCAUCUUUGGCCCGGGAUUCUCUUGUAACUGAUUGUGUAUCGGACCCGAGGCAGGCAUAUGUGAUAAAUAUUAAUUGUUCUUCAUAGCGAAUUACUUCUACUCGUCGAGAAAUGCCCCAGACGGUUCUCAUGGCCUGCGACGCUUCGGUGGCGGGCAACCCACCUUUGUUUGAAUCCGUAUCCUGUGACGUUCUAAUUUAGAUUGAAAGUUUUCUGCAACCGCUCUGAGUGCAAGGACCACAAUAACAGUACCGGGAAAAGGAGUGCAGUGUGUUGUGUUUCGUUAUAAACCUGUCCACUUGCCGGCGAACUAUUGCAUUUUAUCGCAUCCGUGUGCACCGACCCGAUACGCUUGCCGAGAGGGUAUCUCUCCCUCGGUUUCAUGACAAAGUGCAAAAAAUAGAUGUGUCUCGGAUCUUAUGGCCAACAGAUAAAAGCCUCGACGUUGUUGCCGAGAAAUGGUGUAAUAAUGUUUUUGUAGGAAUUUGUGUGGCGCGGUGACGGCUAUUUUUAGGGGAGCCAGCGAAGGGGCGACUACUACUGCGGGAUCGGCUAGCGGCCAGUAUGGCUUCGGUCCAAAUGUUGUCCUUGUGGUUACGAUAUCCAAUAACUUGGUGGAUUAUAUUGUUGCUUCCAACGUCGGUACUCCCGGAAACCAUUUACCGGGUGGAUCCAUUAGCUUUGCUGUCAGCUACGCUGAGGACCUAUCAGAGAGCAGGGUGUGACACGGAGCAAGUAUCCUUGAGCUGCCCACGAGGUACCAGCAUAUCGAUUGAGCUGGCCCAGUACGGACGAGCUGGCGACAUAACAGACAACAGCCUGUGUCCAGCCACGUCGGAGGACGAAACCACUGCGAUGUUGGAUCAAGUGCAUAGCGGCACCGAAAUCGAGGUUAAACCAGCUGAAAGCUGCUCGUGGCCGAAUGCCUUACAGUACGCUCUCCUUCAGACCGUGGUGGAGGCAUGCCAAAAGAAACGUCAUUGUAAGUUCGCGGCGCCUUCCAAGUCAGUUACCGGAGACCCAUGUCCUGGAGUGCGGAAAUUCAUAGAGAUCGCUUACAAAUGCCGUCCAUAUGAAUUCCGGAGCAAGGUGGGCUGCGAGAACGACAUGAUCCAGCUGAUGUGCAACCCAUACUCUAGGAUAGCAAUCUACGAAGCAACUUUCGGACGAACGGAGUACGAGAGUGUGCAAUGUGCUCAGCCGCAAGGAGUCAAGGAAGAAACAGCAUGCAAGGCAUCGUAUGCCACCGAAACGGUUAUGCAAAUCUGCCAUGGCCGAAGGAGAUGCUCCCUUUCAGCCGACUCUGGAACAUUCGGAAAGCCUUGCCGUUCUGACUCCAGGAUGUAUCUAAAAGUAGUUUACACGUGCAUACCGCGGAAAGUUCUCAAGGAUCGCUACGACACAUCACCGGAACCCGAUGAGCCGCAGCAGAGUGAGUUUGACAUAGACCAGGAUGAAUUAUACGAUGAAGAUCAGUUCUACAAGGAAUCCGAAGCAAUUCCACCAGCACCAAAGUUGCAAGGAGGUCUAUCUAACCCUGGACAUCCAUACGACUUCCCGGAUGAAUCUUCGAGUAGUGUGAUACCACCCUUGCUAUCGAGGAACGAUAAUAGCUUAGAAGAAGGACAGUUUCCUAAUGGAGAGCUAGGUGUCAAAGUUUCGGGUGAUUUUGACGGAAAUGAGACUCUGGGUUAUACGGAAAGUGUUGUUGGGGGUCUAUCGAUACCAUCUAGCACCACCACCACGGAAAGUUUUCUGAUACCGAAGCUCGCAAACGGUGACAUAUUUGGUCAUUUUGGAGAGACAAAUAAGGAAGGCGUAGAAAAAAUUGAGCAGUUCUAUUCAACUACGACUGCGAUAUUGCCAAAAUAUUUCAUUCGUCGUCGACAUCAUCAUCGUCAUCGACAUUCCGACGGUCCUAGAAAACUCUCAAAGGAGAAAGUUGUCGGGAAAAGUUUUGUCAAUGAUAACGAUUUGCUGAAUUCUACGGAAAGUGAUUUUAUGGAAGGGGCAAGGUUUGAAUUUGAGUGUUCGCCCGAUCCUUUUGAAAAUGGCGAACGCAUCGAAGUUAUUGGAUUUCUGGCCGAAUGGAUUCAGGCUUAUCUUUUCUUGGCACAGAACCAAGAACGUUUCUAUUUGUACUUAAUUGUCUCGGUGGCGGCAGGUGUACUUCUGUGCCUGAUUUUAGUUGUUGGUCGUUUAGUAAUUCACAAGCGACGACGAGCCAAGUCCGACAGUAAAUUCCAGCAAAGUUCGACCGGAGAAACACAGCUUCCCAACGGUUUCAGCGAUGAUAUCUCCGAAAUUGAUGCUGACAUCGAUUUAACUACACCACUGCCGGUACCCAGUGUCACUCGCAACGAGAACUACAUGACGUACACGCCAUCGCCGAGUCCUUACGGAGGCAGCCUGGCUCCAUCAAACGUUUCGCACACAUCAACAACAAUGCUUGUGCCCACAAGCAGUCUAAUCGUUAGCGGUGGGAGCCGGCAAGCGACGCCACCACCCAACAUGAUUCCCGGCGGUGGCCCAGUUUCCACAUAUAUGGGCCCACCGCCACCAGUCAGCGGACCAAUGGGUCCGCUAAUGCCAAUUAGCUCCGUGUCACAUCAUACGACAGUGCCGUCGUAUCUGCCCGGAGCAAUGAUGGUCAGCCACCACGGAACCCUUCGGCGUACAAUGGUGCCAGCUGGUUCUGCAACGGGCAUAAUGCCAUCGCCAUCCCCCACACCCCCACCCACCUCCCUCGGUGUGGUGACGCCGAACGUGUGCUACGAGGGAACGCUACCACGUAGUCUAAGUAGAGGAAUGCCCGAUAAUUCUCAGUACUACUAUGGAUGACACACACUGGGCCGUCGCGGUUCGAACGCUUCGUCGACCACCUCCAUAGGACCCUUACCUGCUUCAGCGGUAGCAACAACACCAUCCGGGAUUACAGUGGUGACGAGCAUCGGCCAGCCAACAGGUCAGGGUGUGCUCUUCAAUUUAGCUAAUCAACAAAAACUACAGCAGCACCAACACCAGCAACAAUUGCAGCAGCAGCCACCGCAGAUUCAGAUGCAUCCCCAGCAUCCCAAGCAAAUGCAGCAGCAACAACAGAAGCCUCUAGGAGCCAGUGCUGGUGGUGGUGGUAGUGGUAGUAAUGUGCAAAUGCGCCCGUCGGGCAGAACUUACUGUUUCUAGGAUGAAGUUUUCUACAAAGAGUUUAAUGUAAAAAAUAACAGACCCAGUGACGGUGAACUUGUUUAUUUGUGACUUGCGGGAGCAAUUAUGCCCCAAUUACUUACCAUGUCAUGGCAACAUGAAACAAAUAAGUAAAUUGAAUAAGUUGUUAAGUAAAAACCUUUUAGCCGAGUCUCGUUUUAAGUAAGGACAGUGCAGUGAAUACAGAUAGAAUCUCCUUUUGACUGACGUUGUAUAAUCCUAUUUUCUACGAAAAGUUAAACUGUAAAAUAUUAAUGAAAUUAAGAAGGUUUUUUAGCACCAAAGGCAGGGCGAACGGUAUUACUGUAAUACAUCUUCAAAAGAUAAAAGUAGCUAAAUUUGUAAACAGGUAAAGAGAAUGUUUAAGCAGAUACCCUUAUGUAUGAAUAGGCAAGUAUAGAAUGCAGAUAAUGUAAGAUAAAAUGAACAGGGUACGAAAUAAAAUCCCACUUGUUUGAGUUUAAGUA
Messenger RNA from Hermetia illucens (black soldier fly), 4634 nucleotides. RefSeq lists its product as uncharacterized. NCBI's taxonomy places the organism in Eukaryota, Metazoa, Arthropoda, Insecta, Diptera, Stratiomyidae. The transcript has 12 exons. The record is from RefSeq and is a predicted model, not a curated record. Gene Ontology annotation, molecular function: carbohydrate binding. The coding region runs from base 1528 to 3804 and encodes 758 amino acids.